Molecule: messenger RNA, 1819 nt
Organism: Stegastes partitus (bicolor damselfish)
Lineage: Eukaryota; Metazoa; Chordata; Actinopteri; Pomacentridae
Gene: fbxo5
Product: F-box protein 5
Exons: 6
Coding region: 116-1426 (436 amino acids)
Biological process (GO): regulation of mitotic nuclear division; negative regulation of meiotic nuclear division
Cellular component (GO): nucleus
Molecular function (GO): protein binding; zinc ion binding
Source: RefSeq, a predicted model, not a curated record
GGAGGCUUUAACCACGGUGGAGCGAGAGUCAGCCGGGAGACAACUCAGCGGCUAAAAGGCGGAACGUAGGAGUCUUCCUUGGAAAAUACAAACAAAUCUACAAAAGAGUAAUAUCAUGAAGUGCCCUUGUUACGAGGCUAGCAAGGCCAGCAAUAUGGAGAAAAGCUCUGUUGCUGCUGCAGAGCCCAGAGUGCUUCAUCUCAAACCCUCUCCGCUGAAGGAGCCCACCCCCAUCAAACCCCGCUGUCCUCCAGCAGAAGUGACCAAAGUGUUGUUCUCUAUCAAGAGCAACACCAGCGCCGUCCACGACAAGGAAAACAGCACCAACAGGCAGCAUGACGGGACUCUGGAUGAAGGCUUUGAGGACAGCGGCUAUUUGUCUCUGCACAACAGCCAUAUUGAUUAUCACCACGGAGAGGAAGAGGAUGACCACAUCCUGGGGAAACCAGCAGCAAUUCUGCCUUCUGCUGCUGUUACACAACAAGAAAAGACAGUAUCACCAACCGAAUCUCCUUCCAAAUGUCAAGGGAGGACCAACUUUAGCCGUCCAGUGUCUCUGGUGUCACUUUCCACUCCUGUGGAUUGUUCUAGGAGGAGACCAGCAGCAUAUUCAUCCACCCCCUCCGACCCUCACAGCGACCCCAACCUGCCCAUCCUGAAGUUCCAGCGAGCCGUGUGCGAAGAGCUCGCUAAGAGCUAUAAGAAGAACAAGAAGUAUGACUGGAGCAUCGUUACAAAGGUUGCAGAGGAUCAUCUUCUGGAUCGGGUGAUCGGAGGUCAGAUGGGCCUGGAGUACGUCGAUAUUUUCACAUCUCUGCUGUCCAGGAACAUGAGGAGCAUCCUGACCAACGUCCUGGCCCUGCUGGGAGACAUGGACCUCGUCAGCUGUAAGAAAGUGAGCAGAACUUGGAGGAAGAUCAUCUGUGAAGAUACAGCAGCUCUGAGCAGGUGUCGGCGAGCAGAGCAGGCACUCAGGGAGUCGAGGAGCUCCCUGAGGCAGAAGGGUUGUGGUUUGACUAGAGACGUGGCUGUGUCCAGGGUGGUGCUGUCCUGUAUGCAGACCCUGGCCUUCUCAAACACUCCAUCGUCUUCCUCUUCAAACUGCGGGAUCAACAGACGGACGGCUCCGUCUCAGAAAAGCAGCAACUGUACACGCUUCAAUGAAUACAUGCAGGCGGCCAGCACUCUGAAGCAACACGAGUCUCUGCGUCACUGCAAACGCUGCAGCUCACCCGCGACACAUUUUCCUGAAGUCCAGAGGGCCACGUGCACUCGCGCCAGCUGCCUCUUCGACUUCUGCACCCGCUGCCAGGAACCUUUCCACGGCUCGACACCCUGCCGAACGGUGCAGCCCAGGAUUCACGUGUCCACCUCCAAGACGACCCCGAUCGUACCGGGCAGCAAGAGGAGCAUCAGGCGCCUGUGAUGGAGGUGUAAAGCUUUUAAACUCAGCCUGGAAACUACUUGGAUACUUGCACGGUUGCUGAAACUUUGUUACAUAAAAACUGUGAAUUGCCUGAAUGACGCACUUAAAGCACUGCUGGGACAAUCAACCAGGAAGUGCCGCCGGGCUGAAAACUGUUGUCUGCGAGCAACAAACUCAUCUGAUGCCAAAAAAAGAGAAAGAAAUGGAGACUGAUACGCUUUAAAGCUCACACUUUUAUUAUGUUUUAAAAUGAAAUGGAUGUAAAUACGCUGUAAUGUCACUUUUAAAUAGCCUUUAUAUAUGCCUUUUAUAAUAAAUGUUGAUCUUCAGGAGGUCUGGAAAUGUUCAAAUUUACUGUAUUUGUAUUUCCUGUAAAUAGACUUUUCAUAAAAC